ACUUCUUCCCCAAGACAGCUGCUACUUAGAUACAGAGAACAGAGAAAAUAAAAGAAAACAAAAGGAAAAACAUCAAAAAUCAAAGCAGAAGCAGAUCAAGAUAGGAAUGGAGUGCGUGUUCGGUCUAGUAGGCAACGGCUUCGCCAUAGUAGCGGCAGACACGUCGGCGGUUCACAGCAUCCUCGUUCACAAAUCCAACGAAGACAAGAUCAUGAUCCUCGAUUCUCACAAACUCAUCGCCGCUAGCGGUGAAUCCGGCGACAGAGUGCAAUUCACGGAGUAUAUACAGAAAAACGUGGCUUUGUACCAGUUUCGAAACGGUAUUCCCUUGACAACUGCGGCCGCCGCCAAUUUCACUCGCGGUGAGCUUGCCACUGCCUUAAGGAAGAAUCCAUACUUUGUGAACAUCCUUCUUGCUGGCUAUGACAAAGAGACAGGCCCAUCUUUGUACUAUAUCGACUACAUUGCUACACUUCACAAGGUUGAUAAGGGAGCAUUUGGUUAUGGAUCCUAUUUUUCUCUCGCUAUGAUGGACAGGCACUACCACAGUGGCAUGACAGUGGAAGAAGCCAUUGAUUUAGUUGAUAAAUGCAUAAUGGAGAUCAGAUCAAGACUGGUUGUGGCACCACCAAACUUUGUUAUCAAGAUUGUCGACAAAGAUGGAGCUAGGGAGUAUGCCUGGCGUGAAUCUGUCAAGGAUGCUGAAGUUGCUUCAGCCUGACUAUUUAUCCUGGAUUUUCUCUUCCAUUCUGGGUGUUCAAUUUGCAUGUACUGAUAGGAAACAAUACGUUUGAGCAGCGAAAACUUAGUAUCAAAAACUAGUUAUCCACCCUCUGUUGCUUGAAUCGAUGACGUUCUGAAGUGCAAAAGUUUGGAAAAUGUGAUGAUAUUUUAUUUUGAAGUGGAAACCAUUUAUGGGCAAAUCUUGUAUCGUGGGAGUUAUUUUACUGAAA
Theobroma cacao (cacao) is the source of this 953-nucleotide messenger RNA. Its product is annotated as proteasome subunit beta type-2-A. The record is from RefSeq and is a predicted model, not a curated record. Gene Ontology annotation, biological process: proteasomal protein catabolic process. Gene Ontology annotation, cellular component: proteasome core complex. NCBI's taxonomy places the organism in Eukaryota, Viridiplantae, Streptophyta, Magnoliopsida, Malvales, Malvaceae.